Molecule: messenger RNA, 1861 nt
Organism: Phymastichus coffea
Lineage: Eukaryota; Metazoa; Arthropoda; Insecta; Hymenoptera; Eulophidae
Product: cyclin-dependent kinases regulatory subunit-like
Exons: 4
Coding region: 180-464 (94 amino acids)
Biological process (GO): regulation of mitotic cell cycle
Cellular component (GO): cyclin-dependent protein kinase holoenzyme complex; SCF ubiquitin ligase complex
Molecular function (GO): ubiquitin binding; protein kinase binding; histone binding
Source: RefSeq, a predicted model, not a curated record
CUACUUCUAGAAAAUUAACUAAUAGGUAAACAUUUGAAUUUGAACGUUCGAUAUAGAGUGUAACGCUAACGUUCCGCGUGCUCUUUGUUAUUUAACAUUUUUCGUAAAGGUUACGUUGUUUAGAUUCACAAUAGUUGAUCUAAUAAAAGUGUGCUUCAGCUAGUCAAAACCAAGUGAAAAUGCCUGCCGAUCAGAUUCAGUACUCUGAAAAAUACUGCGAUGAUAAAUAUGAGUAUAGACAUGUCAUUUUACCACCAGAUCUUGGAAGACUGGUUCCAAAAUCACACCUUAUGACUGAAACUGAGUGGCGUAAUUUAGGAGUUCAACAAAGUCCUGGUUGGGUCCAUUACAUGAUGCAUGGACCAGAGCCCCAUGUUCUUCUAUUUCGUCGACCACGAUCUGAUUUGCCACCUCAGAACAAUGUUAACCAACGAUCAAAUCAGCAAAAUGGUGUAGCUCGAUGAUUUCAUUAUACAGAACAAAAGUCAUGAUUAUCAAGCAUAUUUUAGAAGCACAUACAAUUCACGACUGUUUACCUUUCAGAUAAACCUUUUUUUUUCUUAAUCUAGUAUAAAGCAACAAUGACAGUUAUUUUAAUAAUCAUAAACAGUCAAUACACAAGUUUUUAAAUGUUAUUGUAUAUUCAUAUUGAUGUGCUUUAUUAUAAAGUACUGUUAUUUAGUAUACUCACAUUAUUCUUUAAAAUAUUAAAAUAAGUUCCAAUAUUAGUCAGUAUUUAAAUAAAAACAAAAUAUUUCAAUUUCAGACUAUGGGUUGAAACUUAACUAUUAAAAUUAAUAAAGAACUUCAAUAUAGUACUUUUUAUAAUUUUUAGAAGCUUUUAAAUACAAUUUUUCCAUUUAUUCAUGAAGCUAGAUUAGUUGAUAUGUUAGUUAAGGAAUAAUUGAGUACUGUCAUUCUAUAAAAUAUUGUAUUAAUUGAAAUGACAAUUGAAUUACAAUCCACACUUUGUACAUACGCAAAUACAUUUUGUAACUGCUUUGACACUAUCCAACAGUAUUUGAGUGAAUUUUCUUUUUUGUCAAUUUAUCUGUAUCUAAAACAAAUAUAAUAAUAUUUUUCUAAAAGAUAUUGUAGAUAUUGACAAUGCAAAGAUUAUGUAAGCACUUUAAGCUUGUUGAAUAAAAUUUUUUUAUUACAUUUUAAGUUCUGUGAAAAGCUAUUAUGUAUUAACAUAUUUAAUAACAAAAAUCUCAACUUUUCAUUUUCAUAACACUGCAUCGCGUCUUAUAAGGAACUAUCUACAUAGGAGAUAUUGGACAUCUAACAUCGGCCAUAAGAUGUUUACCAUGUUGAAAAAAGAUAGUUAAAUCAUAUAUUAUUUUACAAAUAAUAUUAAUAUAGUAGAUUUAUAUAUUUUGUGAUUGUUCGUAUUCUGCGUAAUCACUGACACAUCCAGUUAAUCUUCGUACACAUCCGAUAUCCGUUGCUCGAUGUCCAAUGUCUCCUUAUGUAGAAAGUUCCUCGACGUUUUUAAAAGAUAAAACUAAUGGUAUCUUUAUUUUAAUUUGAUAGUGUUAUUUGUCAGUUAUUCAGAUAUAAUAACAUUGCGCCCUGUUUUAUUUCUUUUUAAUUAAUUUUUAAUAUUUAGGCAUUAGAAGUUAUAUUACAAUUUUAGGCUGAAUUCAUUUAAUAAAGUCUUGAAAACUGCUAAUAACUCUUGAAAAUGAAUCUCUGCUCUUGAAAAUGCUAAUAACGCAUGCGUAAUACGUUUGAUAUUCAUAGCUCAUGCGCGUAAAACUAUAACCUUACUUCUGAAUUCACAAUAUUCUCAUGAAUCGUGAUCAUGAAUGUACCAGUACAGUUUGUACCCAAGUAGGUUGCGAUAAUGUGCUUAAUU